Cydia fagiglandana is the source of this 12619-nucleotide messenger RNA. RefSeq names its product PHD finger protein rhinoceros (gene rno). The record is from RefSeq and is a predicted model, not a curated record. The transcript has 6 exons. Bases 468 to 8360 code for a protein of 2630 amino acids. Gene Ontology annotation, biological process: regulation of transcription by RNA polymerase II. Lineage: Eukaryota; Metazoa; Arthropoda; Insecta; Lepidoptera; Tortricidae.
CAAUUUCCGUAACUUCUUAUUGAUAUCUCUUGCUCUAAGUUCAUGUUGUAAUAUGCUCUCGCUAAAAUUUGUGCUAUUUGCUGACAAACCCCAUGUUUAUUGAAUAUGUGCUCGUGUUUUGUUUGUUUUCCGUUGUAACGUAGUGAAAAUCUUGUCUCAAUGUAUAAGUUAUGCGGCAAGUUCCUCUCAAAACCAAUGACAUUAGAUGAACUCGAUGUGCGUUUUGGCCAUUUUACUUGGCUUGCGUUGGUGAUUCGUACAUAGUCACGUGACCAAAGAGGUUUUUGGAUCAAUGGCGCCAAAUGACUAUUACAGAAAAUGUGGCACCUCCUGUUGUUGUGUUGUGCGGAACUAAAAUGCCAUCAUGUAGAGAACGCUGUGACUUUCUAUACAAUGCUACUGCCGCGCUCCAAGUGUAAAGCAACAAGUGGCUCGUGAACAUGUAGCUUGUGAAUGCCUCAAGCAAGAUGUCGUUGAGAGGCACCAAGCGCGCUUCAGGGCCGCGCGGGGAGGAGGCCGGCGCUUCGAAGCGCCGCAGGACGGAGCCCGAGGACGCUCUCUGGCAGCUCCGGCCUGUCAGCGACCUCAAGAUGUCAUCCAUAUACAAUAGAAGUGCCUCUGAGGCACCUGCCGAACUAUUCAGGAAGGAUUUGAUCAGUGCAAUGAAGCUGCCGGACUCUGAGCCGCUCACCGCGUCGGAGUACUGGGUGAUCACGGACACGUGGAAGCAGGACUGGGAGCGGGGCGUCCAGGUGCCGGUCAACCCGGACUCGCUGCCGGCGCCCAAGGUCCGGAUCACCGAGAACCCGAAGCCCCCGGACUUCCAGGAGUUUAAAUUGCCUAAAGACAAGUACAUCCACUUGAGCCGCGACGCGACGUACGCGCCAGACAAGCACACGAUCACCACCGCGCUCGCCCGCGCGGAGGCGGCCUGCUCAUACGACCUGGACGCCACCGACACCGCAUGGCUCAAGCUGCUGAACGCGGAGCGGGCGCGCGCCGGCGCCGGGCCCAUCACGGAAGACCAGCUCGAGAAGGUCAUCGAGGAGUUGGAGGUCCGGACGUGGGAUAAAAUUCAAGCCAUCAUGAAGUCGGAGGAGGGCCUAGGCAUAGAGUACGACGAGAACGUGAUCUGCGACGUGUGCCGCUCGCCCGACUCCGAGGACGGCAACGAGAUGGUCUUCUGCGACUCGUGCAACAUCUGCGUCCACCAGGCCUGCUACGGCAUCACUGUCAUACCCGACGGUCAGUGGCUGUGCCGGCCGUGUGGCGACGGCGUUCGGCCCACGUGUGUGCUCUGCCCCAACCUCGGCGGCGCCAUGAAGUGUACGCCCACCGGCCACAAGUGGGCCCACGUCAGCUGCGUCCUCUGGAUCCCCGAAGUGUCUAUAGGUUGUGCUGAAAAAAUGGAACCUAUCACAAAAAUCUCCUCAAUACCGGCGUCGCGCUGGUCGCUCGUGUGUGUACUAUGUCGCGAACGGAAAGGUGCGUGUAUACAGUGUUCUGUAAAGACUUGUAAGACUGCUUAUCACGUUACUUGUGCAUUUAAACAUGGACUAGAAAUGCGUGCAAUAAUAGAGGACGAGAACGCAGAUGACGGUGUGAAGCUGCGCUCAUACUGUCAGAAGCAUAGUGUUAAUUCUAAGAAGGAGAAGUGCCCGGGCUCCGGCUCUGACGAGGAGGAGGUGAAACGCAAGCGACGAAAGGACAUGACGUCGGAGGAGAAAAAUCAGGCGCGUGCCGCGAGGCUGCAGGAGAUAGAAGGCGAGUUCGACAAGCACGUGAGCGUCAAGGACGUGAGCACGCACCUGCUGGACGUCGACCAGGACGCCAUCAACUACAUAUACAACUACUGGAAGAUGAAGCGCCGCGCCGGCCGCAACCGGCCGCUGCUGCCGCCCAAGUCAGACGACAGCGAGCUCCUCACGCACCGCCAGGAGCAGGCCGACCUCGACAAGAUGAAGAUGUUCGUGCAGCUCAGGCAGGACCUCGAGCGUGUGCGGAACCUUUGCUACAUGGUCAGCCGCCGUGAGAAACUGUCGCGCUCAUUCUUCCGCAUGCGCGAACAGACUUUCCACAAACAAGUUGCGGUUUUAUCCGCGGACCCGACCAUUAGCGGGCCCGACUUAGCCGCUAUAAUCGAGGCCAACCACGGCCCCUCUAUUUACGACAGGUUGUAUUCCCAUCCCAAUGCUCCCGACCAUAAGAACGAUUUCGAAGAAAUGUUAGCUCGUAUCGCUCCACCCGAGUCCGGCGAUGAAAAGAAGAAGGAUCGCAACGGCAUGGUUAAAGGCGCCAAAUCGUCAAAUCCGUACAAGAAACAUUACGUAAAUGGGUCUCGGCGAAGCGGCAGCAUGUACAGCGGGUUAUCUAGUGAAGAGAGUGCUCCCGAAAUUUCACGAUCAACGCGAUUCCGCGGACGGGCAAUCGGCUCGAGCACGGACGACGACAAGAAAGCCUCUGGUUCACCAAAGAAAAAGGUGUCGCCCGGCAAAGGUAAGGGUAAAAGAUCGCCCAAGAAAAUUGAAAGGAAAAAGAAAAAGGUGCCACAGUCUAAAGCGCUGGUUGAGAGCAGCAGCGAGGAUGAAGCGCUUCAAUCCAGGAUAAAGAAAGACCGGUCACGUAGCAAAACGCUCCAACAUCUUGAAAAGGAAAUGGCAGAGGCCGUGAAGUCGGGAGCUUCGGCCACCGACAGUGACGAGCUUAUGCCCAUCCGGACCACCAGGCAACAGAACAGCAAGUUUCCUGAUAACAUUUACUCUGAUAGCAGUGAGGACUCCUCCGGCAAAACAGAUCUCAAAUCCGAUAAGGCCAAAGCUGACAAGUCCAAACCAGACAAGUCACCAGACAACGACUCUCAACAACACCUGCCUAGAACGAAGGCGGCCAUGAAAGAAUUCAUUCCAACCCAACCUGAAAAGAAGAGCCCUACUAAAAUCGCCGAGAAACCAGCUCCAAAGAAAAGAGGCAGAAAGCCAUCUAACAAAGGGGAACAGAAGACUACUCCGAUCAAAAGUAAUGAUUCUGAUGAUGAAGCUAAAAAUAAAGAAAAUAUCAAAUUUUCAAAACAAGCAAGCAAGGAUCCUUCUGAUCUUAUUGUUCCACAAAGACAGGCUGCCAAGAAAGCUUCUGAGAAUAUGCGCUCCACCACCGGCGGCAAAAAGGAAGAGGGAGUUGCUGAAAAGCCAAGCAGUGGUGACGAUACUAAACCGCCUAAACCAAAAAUACCCAUUAAAUCCAAGGGCAAAGAACUGCCUAAAGAUAUCCCUGCUAAGGUAGGGCGCAAGAAGUCUUCGAAGGAUGUUGAAAAAGAAACUAUAGCGUACGUUCCUCAAAGACAAGCUGCCAAGAAAGCAGCCGCGCAUAUCAAGGGUCUGGGCACGAAAGCGCCUGUCGCUGAAACAUCCGACACUGAUAAGAAGAAAGAGGGCGAAAAGUCUGACUCCGCGAAGCACACUCCUAAGAAAGAAGAAGGUAAAAGCUCGAAGACUCCUCAGAAGGAAAGCUCCAGUUCUUCAUCCAAUUCUAGCAGUAGUAGCUAUUCCUCAUCAUCGAGCUCCGAAGAGGAACCCGAGAAGCCAGGCCUCAAACCGACAGCCAAAGCGCGAGAAAUCAAACCCGCCAUCCGGCAGCCCUCCAUGUUCUCACCGCCGGGCACUAGACCGACCGUGGACUUGCCCUUUCUCGACAAGGUGUCAAGACCAUUGUCUUCAACUAGUGCCUCGAGUGAUUCUGAAAGCUCUCAAGGGUCGCGAUUCUCCGGUUCCGGCAGUCCCUCUCCCAAGCGACCUCGCCGACGAAGAAAGGGAAAGAGCCUCUCCACCGAUACGUCUCCUCGCAAGGCCCCUGACAAGAAGCUUAAAACUUCCGAACGGGGGUCCGAGUGCAGGGUAUCAUCACCGGCUCCUCAAGGAGAGGAACCGAGCCGAGCCGACGACGCGCGGGCCGCCACACGUGCUCGGACCAGAAGCAUUACUUCAAGCGGAAAUAUGCCUAAUAAGCCUGAUGCCCGACAGAGAAAACCAUCUAAAGACGACAACGGAUAUGCCUCUGGCUCCAAUAAAACUCCCAAAGAGGGCAGCCAGCCCCGUGAGCUUCCAACUCCGGAGCGGAAAACGGACGAGGAGGUGAAACCCGAGAUCAAAGACGAACCCAUCGUCGAAGCGAAACCCGUCAAGGGCUCCCCGCCCAAGCCCAGGACACGCGUCUCUGUCGACGAUAAAGACAAGAUCAAGUCGCCUGUUGCGGACCCGAUCUCAUCCAAACCCAGUCCUAGGAAGAGCGCCGAGUUGAAACAUAAGAGUAUUCCUAACAGACGUAUGAGUGUUAAAGAGGUGUCAAAAGAUGUGACGGUACACGAACCGCCGCGCGAAUCGGCCAAAAAGAAGAUACUCAGCAGGCAUGACGACGAAAACGCGUCUGAUGCGCGCACCGUCAGUAGUCGCUCCCCACUCAAGAAACCAGAAAUUACAGAAAAGACCAAAACGGUUGACAAAAAGAGCCCAAGGACAGUAAAUGAAUUCCAUGCCAAUGACAGGUACGCAGAGAAUGAAAAACACUGGCUCGAUAAAGCUGCCAGCCCCCUACCGCCUCCUGUAGAGAAAUUGGGCAGCCAUGACAAGUACAUGACUGAAGAUAAGCUGCUCGACUCUGACGCGGCUGACAAGAACAGCAUAAAAAUGAUCGCAAAAAUACAAGCUAACUUGAACGAAAAUAUGAUGAUCAAGUCACCAAAGACACCCAUGGACGCCCGAACGUUUAACAUAGAACCUAUAGAUGGGGAUAACCCGGUACCACGGAACAUAAGGAAGCGAUCCACGCUGGAGGAAAAGAAGUUUAUAGCCCAAGAUGCCAGCCACGUGCAGGGUGUCGAGAUUUCUAAGAGUGCAAAGAUACCGUCGGUCAACCCCUGCCGUUCCAUGUUCUCUCCGCAAGGCAAAGACAACGAGCUCGACCGGUUCGAAUUUGAAAUGUUGGCUAUCGACGACGGCUUCAACAACGAUGAGAUGAUCAAACCUUUUACUUACCCAGAGUUUAUAUUCAAGGAAGAGAAGGAGCAAGGCGUUCAGGAAACCCGGAACCUGGUCGAUAGACUACGAAUGCAACUGAGCAGCAAGAAGGCCGAGGCUCAAGACGAACAGCCACUUCACGAUGACAAAGAAAUCAGAGAUGACGAUAUCAGGAGUCCACGUAAAGGACCUGAAACUCCGCCGCCUAACAAAAACGCGGCUAUCGAUAUUCACGAACCCAAACUGUCGUCAAAUGACCUGGAACCGGUUAACCACGAGCCGCAUCCGGACGAGCUCUCGCGCAGGAAUAGCAUACAUGACAACAAAGACUGCCAACCAAUACCCAUGACAAGCAAUGAAAAAUGGCGCAACUUGCCCUUGCAGCACAACGAAGUCGAGCUACCUAACGAUAGAAAAUACGAUCGGUACAACGAAGAUUCGAAAGAGCCGGCGACCGUUCAAUCCGACAUACAAUCCGUUUCAGAGGUGGGCGACAACGUAUCACUUUCCAAGCAAAGCGAUGAUUCGCAGUCACUGUCCGUUGUCGAUCAUUCUAUUACGAGCAACGACACGAUGGCCCUGGUUCAUGAUAACUAUGAUAACAACAACUCGCAGCUUCACUCCGACUGCGCGACCAUCUCAUCGCCAUAUGUGAGCCAAGAGAAAUGGAGGGAGAACAAAAUUAUCUCGAGGCGGUCGUCCGCUUCGAGCACAUCAUCCGAAGAAUCAAUCUGCUCCCAGAAACCAGAGGACUUGAAACACGUGAAUAGCUGCGAUGCGCACAUCACAAGUCAUAUGCUGCCGGAGCUCGAGCGAUACCCGCCUUUGCCAGCGUACGGUUGCCCCGUAGAGCCUGCCAUGCCGUUGAAUCAGUAUUCGUCAUACCCACAAGAUGCGUCACCAUUCCUCAGUUCCAUGGGUUCCCUGCCGUUGUUCGGUGCCGGGGCUUGUGCUUCUGCUCAACUCACUUUACCCUCACCUGGGCCCGGUCUUUACCCACCUCCCGGCCUGUCCUACGCCAGUACUCCUCUCAUGCAACCUUUAUCUAAACCGGCGUUCCCAACGCUAUGCGCAGCGUUCACAUCUUCGUCGCAAAAUAUUGCGCUGACUACAGCUAUGAUUGCACCACCGACGCCCAAACCUCUCGACUCGCCUCGCGACGACGCUGAGCCGGUCGAUCCGCGCUCCACGAGUCCUAGUACUAUACACGUCGUCACGAGCCCAAGUGCCGACUCGACCGAGACCACCAGCAAAGCUCCGACUAAAUUAUCCAACGAUAGCAAUGAAGCCAUGCUCAGUCUGCAUGCGCAAGAAUCCAAGUCACCCAUUCCUCCUAAAGCCCCGAGGUCUAACAAGUUCUCAGGGAAGUCUCCCGGCAAAAGCCCCAUAUCACCUAAACAGAGUGAAGCGCCCAAAGGUAAUAAACGAGCGAGCAACAGGAGCAAUCGAAGCCAGAGAGGCCGAGGACGGUCAAAGAGCCGCGGCCAGGGCGCGCCCGGCUAUGACUAUUCGGGCAACUCUAUACAAAGCAAACUCGUCGGCACAGUCUACGACUUCGACGAAGAAAUUGCGAAUGACGGCGUAGAUCUUAAAGCGUUACGAGAGAGGCGAAAAUCAAUAGACGUAAGAGAUGACAGAAAGUCCGAGGCUUCGUACAAGGACGCGUCACAGUCGCCUCAGGUGUCAAGUCCGCAGGCGGCGAAGAAGACGCCGAGCGCCGAGGACAAGGGCGCGAAACCACCGACGCCCGAGCCGCCCGACCCACCCGGCUCGCCAGGCCUCAAGUCCGCGGACCGCGGGCCCGGCUUCUCGCAGGUGCACCCCGUCCUGCCCGGGCCCGUCGACAUGCGCACCUACAACCCCUCGUUCGAGGGCGCCGCGCCGCCGGUCGCCGACGCCUACCACAGCCACCUGUUGGCCUUCGCCAGCGGCACCGCCGACCAGCAGUUGCCCGACAUAGACGAGGACCUCGAGAAACAGCUUCACUCCGAGCUGAUGGCCAGCAAGCCGCGCCCCGGUUCCCCUGCACCGGCUCAACUGACUCAGUCUGCGAAAGAUACCUAUACGCCUAACUUGCCCAAAGUGUCGCUAUCGGACUCUAGGAACCAACUCAAAGUGAAAAUCAAAGGGCCGUUCCUGGACGCGAACUACUCGAGCUCGGUGACGCCGGUGGCGCCGCAGCCGCCGCCGCCCGUGCUAGACCCCGGCGUCGGCAUGGCGGCGGCCGGCGGGCCCUCCUCCAUGAUGACCGGCUCCACCAAUCUACGGCGCAUGCGGAAGAAGGAGCUGCUCCGCCAGUACUGGACGCAGGACAUGAACAUGGACGACCCGGCGGCGGGCGUGUCGCUGGUAGCCGUCCCGCCGCCGGCCGCGCCGCCUCCUAUCGCCCGCGCCGUCAUCACCAUUCCCAAAGCCGUCGCUUCCAUGACCAGUAUACCCACCCGGGACGAUUACAAGAAUGACGCGCCCGUGGAAAAGAAGAAACGAAAGACCACGAGCGGUCUCUCGAGGGAGCUGCGACACUUGGAAGUGAGCAUGAACGACGACGUGGACCCCUCCGAGGACACCAAACUAUCGACUCUGGCCGGCCCCGCUGUCUCCACGCCGGUGCACAAGCGGCGCGGCCGCGUCACUAAGCCGCCGCGGCCUGCCAGCUCGCCGGUCGCACCUAAAAUCAAAAUAAAAAUUGGCUCCAACAUAGUCCAACAGGUGGAGGAGCCUGUCGGCUUCCAGUUCCGGCCGCCCAAGAAGCGACUGCACACCUCCGUCCCCGCCACACCCAGCUUCGAGGAUCUGCGCCGCGAGAGCAUGAAGUACCGGCGCAUGGUCAUGGCAGACUUCGAGGAGGACGAGAAGACGAAGAAGGUGAAACCCAGCAAAGCCGAGAAGAGGAAGCGCAAAAAGGACAAGAAAUCGGAAAAGGAGAAGUUACAAGUGGUGAACAGUGAGAGUGAAAGUGGUGCCAAGUUGAUAAUAAAGAUUAAGCGCACUAAAGAGGAGGAAGCGGCCGCGGGCGGCGCGGCAGCGGCGGCGGCGGCGGCGCCCGAGCCCCCCGUGGACCCGUUCGAGUACGACCCCACCGCGCCCGACCCGCUCGCUAUCGACCCGCCCUCGGAAGCUUCCUCUGGUAUGCGCAAUAAAAUACGGACCGCUAAAGUGACGCCUAUUCGGUUAAAACUGGCGCGGAGCUCGCAGGGCUCGGGGUACGUGAUGAAGGACUUGGAGGGUGCGUCCACCUCCGCCGACGCUACCUCCCCCGCGCCCGCUCCCGCGCCCGCCCCCGCACCCGCGACGUCGGCCGCCGCGCAGCCGCUAUCGCUUACUGUCAAUAAACACUGUGAAGUGAGGUGAUAUAAAAAAAAGAACGCGCUUUAAACAGUGAUAGCGACACUUUCUCGAGCGUGAAUUUCUGUACAGAAAAUUUUAACUAUAGUGUCUGUAUAUUUUUAAAUAUUACAUCUUCUUUAUAACUAUUUAUUUGUAUAAAUGGAAAGCUCAAUGAUUAACUUAAAGUUACUCUAAGAUUUAUAAUAGUUUUGUGCAUUGUGUGAUGCACAAGUAAAUCUUAAUAUAGUACAUAGCUUAUAUAUUUUUGUUAAUGUUACUGUUUUACUUUGUGCCUCUUACGGAAUCUCAUUAAUUUUGACGUAUGUGUAAUUAAUUAAAAUAUUGAAGUUAGGUAUUACAUAUAUUUUUCAAAAUUGCAUAGUUAUCUAUCACAAAUACACAUCACACGGUUAUUCAGUCUCUAUACAUUUAUUGAUAUGGCUGAUGUGAUUGACUUUUCACUCAAAAUUUAAUUUAUUAGAGUCAAACCACAUUAUUAUUAUAAGUUUUAGAACAAUUUUAUGUAUGAUUGUACAGUAAAGUGAUUCAAUAUCCGAAAGAGCCAAAGUAAAUCGUUAUGUGGGUGCUACAAGUCGGGUUUCAUUUUGAUCAUGUGCCGGCCUAAUAGUUAUUUGUUUAAAACCUUUAAUUUAGCUGCUGUAUAUAUAUAUAUAUAUAUAUAUUAUAUAUAUAUAUAUGCUAUCCAGGAACAGGCUCAUCCUCAUCUCUACAUACUAAUUUAACUAAUUAUUAUAGAUGGAUGAAGAAUGGGUCAUGUCGUGGAAAGCACUAUCUCUCACCAGCUCUUUUGCUUCGAUAAGUAGAUAAAUGGAAAUAAUUUAAACUAGUAAAUAAUUAUAAAUAAAUAAAAAUGUCAACUAUCUUAGUAUUGAACAAUAUUCUAAAGAUAUGUAGGUAACGCAGAAAUUAUGUAGAUGACACUAUUCCAUGAUCCCUUGUUUGUCAGCACCUUCAGAGUUAGCACGGACCAUUUUCAUUGCGUUCCUUUUCAAAAGAGAAUCGGUACAGUAGGUUAUUUUAUUAACACCCUUUUGCACUGUAUUUUAAAUAUAAAUGGUAAACCCGGAGACUGAUAGCUGAACGUAUUUUAAAUACUUUUUAAAUAAUGUUUGUGUUAUAUAAAAUUAAUUUUCUGUAUUUAUUAUUACUAUUUAACUGUAUGCAAAUUAAAUCUCAGAAUAAGAUGUUUAAACUGUCCGCGUUUGAUCAUUGUAUAAAUAAUCAUUAUUUGGAAUAAGUAUAUUAACUUUUACACAUGAAUCGUAUUUAUUAGUAUAAUUAUUAUUUUUUAUAUUCAAGUGGUUAGCCAAUCUCAUCGCCAGCCUUUAUUUAUUUGGAUAGCGUAUCGCACAUGUUUUACAUAAUUUCAUCAAUUAACUUAUAGACCCGGUUUUCACCAAAGAAUAAAAAUCCAAGUUACUCUUUGAAUGCGGGCAUUAUUGAAACACGGUUCUAUAAAACAAAAUAAACUGGCUCACUAUUACCUUGUUAUUAUAUGAAUAAAUAAGGGGCACGAACGGUCGAUAUCUGCAAUACACUUGGCUCAAAAGGUGCAGGCGCCGAGAAAGAAGUGUUGCGCAGGGAGCUACACUCAGUGGUCGUAUGCAGUAUAAUCGCAACCUGUGCCUCUCGCGUCCGAUGGCCCAUAUGACAGUUCAUUUAUAUGGACUAGCUGGCACGUAAUAUCUAUGUUGACAUUUUUUGGAAGUUAGCACACUUAUUUAUUUAGAUAUAUUAUAUAUAAGUAAAGAGAAUUUUAAAUAGAGAGUUACUGACAUUUUAAAUUUGUAGCUACAGCACAUUUACUGCCAUUUUUCGACAGAAGAUUAAACCUGUUAGAAGACCAUUUGACUUUGAUCAUUAUUCUUUCACUAAUGUGUUAACUUGUUGAAUAUUAAUAUUAACGCCAUCUACUCGAGAGUAGGCUAAAGGUAUCGUGCAAUCUUUUCGAGCGAUGGCACUAUAACCUUUGACCUACAGUCGAGUAGAUGGCGUUAAUUUCAAUAUUUAACUAAUUAAAACAUCAGUGAAAGAAUAAGGAUCAAAGUCAAAUGGCGUUCUAACAGUUUUAAUCUUCUGUUGAAAGAUGGCAGUAAAUUUACAGUGGCUACAUAAUUUACUUUGACAAUCCGCCUCUAUACACUCUAUUCUCUUUGAUAUAAUAAAACUUCGGUACUAUUUUUUUUAAAUUAACCUCACCCAAAAGAGGGUCGAAGGAACUGUGAUAGGGAUCAUCAUUCGACGCGAGAGGUAUAAACAGCCUAAGUCAUUUGAAAAUAGAGGGCGAUAAUACAAUGUAACUUUGUAAAAGUGAGCCAUUCCUUCCGUAUGACGCUCGGCGCGGUCCCGUUGUACAAUGAGAGCAAUAAGAUUUCAUUUGUUACAAUGCUAGGCGCCGGAUGGUCGGGAACUCACCUCGCGAUGUGUUAUGAAACUUAAAUAUUAUUUCCUCAACGGUUUAGCUCGAAGCUCUUUCUUCAGUGUUCGUUUGUGGUUCGCAAGUGCUAACAACACAAAUAUAUUUUACUAGCGCCCCACCCCGACUUCGCGCGUAAGAAAACCUUAACAAAUUAUACCUUCCUCAACAAUCACUCUAUUGAUAGGUGAAAACCGCAUGAAAAUCCGUGCAAUAGUUUUUGAGUUUAUCGCAAACAUACAUACACACAGACAGACGCGGCGGGGGACUUUAUUUCAUAAGGCGUAUAGUGAUAACGUACCGUCCGGAAUGGGGGUGGCCGAGAUAAACACGUUUAGCCUGACAAUUAUUUUGUUGAAUUUUUGUACUCUAUGUUUAUUUGUAAAUUGCUUUAAAACUUAAUUCUAUAGUUGGUCAAACCAAUUUGUCAGUCAGUAAGAACCAGGAAAACUAUACUCAUCUGUUUCUUUCGGGUGCUAGUACUAGUGUAAGACAUAGAUAGUAUGAUUCUCUCUGUCUAUGAUUGAAAUGAGACAGUCCUUUGACAAACUAUAUUUAUUAAACCAAUUCUGAACAUGAAGUUGUUUCUACUAAUUACUCGUGUUUUAGAUUGGCGCUUUGUAUACUGUAUAAUUAUCCACAUGUUAUCGUUCGUGUUUCAGGAUUAAAACUAAUCUGCAGAGUACUUUUUGCGCUAUUUACUUAAUACAUUUACCGCUUGAAGUUUAGUGCUUCUGCAGAGUUCUUUUUAAUUCUAAAAUAUCGAAGUGUAAUCAACGGUCAAAUUAAUGAGAAUGCGGUGGGGAAAUCGAAAGCGAUAUACACGCCUCCAUAGAGAAAGUUUGAAAUAUUGAGGGUACUAUUUUUUCAAAUUGUUUAGCAUUUGAAACUGUCUAAUGACUAAUUUGGCCGUCAGGUUCCGCCACAGUUAUUCACGCACCCGAUCAUCGUAAAUUAAAAAUGUUGUUAGCACUUAAAAUACCGUCGGCGGGCACUCACUCUCAAUAUUAUCAUUAUUGUGUCUUUCAUUUAAUCGGUACUGUGAAUUUGACUGAUGUUUAUUUGGUUGUAACUGUCAUGAGCAGGUUUUGUGCAAUAUUCGGCAAUACUCAAUCGCAUAGUCAACGUUGUAUGCCUGUAAACUCGUGUUAGGUUUAGGACUCGUAUGGUUAAGUAUUUGCCAGUUUUAUUAUGUUUCGGAGAGAAUCGGCAUUUCAAAUGAUAAGGUCAGGGUUUAAAGUGUGGCUGAUUUCGUCAUAUGGUCUAUUCCGUUCACUAGCGUUUUUCUCGAACAACAUUGAUAAUUUCGUGGACAAAGCAGUGCUUUUAGUUUCAGCAAUCUAAAGCAAAUGGUUUUUUCCUACGAUUGAAAAUCAAAGAAAUAUACGUUCGUGGACGGAAUAGUCCCUAUGACGGAAAUAGCCGCAUUGACCUUAAGGCGUUUGACAGUGAAAUAAAUCUGUAGGGCCAAAGCUAUGUGUGGUAACUGGAUUAUCAAACAUUUAUUAAGACAAUAUUGGCAGUAAAGUUGUAUCUAGUUUACCCGUCUUAACGCAUUCACUGCCAGGGGGCGUGGCCUAGGAACAAACUUGUAUGACGGUGGACGCAUAUGUGCGUCGGGGGCAGUGAAUGUGUGAACGCCGCAUUAAACACUAAGUACUUAAUGUUGCUUAUUGUAAACAUUGAAUGUUUUUAGACAUUUCUAAUUCCUUUUUUUCCUAGCUAAACUUGGCACAAGAGAUGAUUUCAAUAAAUAACAUAACAUCAUAACAUGUCAUGUAAUGAUAGCAAGGCUCUGUAAAGUUCAACAACUGCAAGGUUGACCAGAAGCUUCACGUCGAGUUAA